AUGGAUUCUAAAAUAAUAUUCUCAAGAUAAAUUACUAUAGAGGAUUGGAAAUAAGAUAAAAUAUCCUAACAAGUUGUUCUAAUUCUUGGAGUAGGAGGUAUAGGUUCUGUUGCAACAACUAAUCUACUCAGAUUAGGAGUUAAGAAAAUCUUUAUGGUUGACUAUGAUCGUGUUGAAAUUCAUAAUCUAAAUAGAUAAACACUUUAUUCUAAGUAAAAUCAAAUAUCUAAAUUUUAGCAAAGAUGUAAAUCAAUAGAAAGUAAAAGCUGCUCUUGAAAAUGCAUCAUUCCAUAACGUAGGCAAUACAGAAAUUUAAAUGUUUGAUUUGGAUGCUGUAUAAAACUGGGAUAAAAUUGUAGAGAUGGCUUCUUAAUCAACUGCAAUUUUUAACUGUAUUGAUUAUGGAGAUUAUUGGGAUGCUGCAGUAUAAAGUUUAUGUCUUUAUUACAAUAUUCCAAUGAUAAUUGCUGGAAGUUUUGCUUAAUCUUUUAUGGCAGAAAUAUAUUUAGGAACACCUUGUUAUGGAUGCAUGACAGAUGGUCUGAAAGAAGAAUAUUUGAAUCAAAUCACUAAAGAAAAGAUAACAAAUUUAAAAAAUAUCUCUUUUUUACCUUCAAAUAAUAAACCAUAAGGUCAAUCUCAUCAAGUAUUAUGCUCAACUGCUGGAAACUUUGCAACAUAAUUACUAUUAAAUUAUUUAAAUGAAUAAGCAGAUUCUUAAGCAAGCAAGUAUGAUAUAUUUUAUUAAUAUUUUAGGAAAGUUUUGUUUUAUUUAACUACUUUUGAAAUAGUGAAUUUUCCUGUAUUCUCAAAAAACAAUUGCUAAAUAUGCAAAUAUUAAGAACCUAUAAAAGAAUAGUAAAUAAUAACAACAGAACCUAUAAAAGAAGAGUAAAUUAUAACAACAGAACUUAAUCAAGAACAAAAAUGA
Molecule: messenger RNA, 931 nt
Organism: Paramecium primaurelia
Lineage: Eukaryota; Ciliophora; Oligohymenophorea; Peniculida; Parameciidae
Source: the annotation of a GenBank genome assembly